GUGUUUGCUGUGACCAUCACAACUGUCACAAUCGCGACUGGCUUCGCUGUUCACAGGUUCUGGAUUCGAGCAUUUCGUCGGCGUGAGAUCGGGCUCUGCGACAUCCUCAUAUCGUUCUCCGCGGUAGGAUCGCAAAGACUUCCACGUUGACUCUUGUCAUAUUAUCUGACAGCAUCACAGUUGCUCGCCUUGGCAUUUACCGUCGCUGCCUGCUUGCUAAGUAAAUCGGGUGAUCACAAUGAAGCAAAAGCCGCUGAAGCCGUAAGUGAUUCUACCGAUGUGCGAACCACAAUGGCAGAUUCUGGAUACAUGCUGAAAACCCCCGCGAAGGCAUACGUAUCGAUGAUUGUCUUUGAUUUUGGUCUAUCCUGUGCGAAGAUUGCCAUAGGCUUCCAAUGUCUAAAAGUCUUCACGCAGCCCAAGAUACUGGCGUCGUGCUGGACCUACGUCGUAGUGUUGUCAAGUUUUGCACUCGUGACAUGCUUCCUUGACAUAUUCUUAUGCCUGCCUUGGGCGCCCGCAUGGCUCAUUUCUGGCGAAGGUGCUGCAUGCCUUGGCCAGCGUGCAUUGUGGUCAGUUCAGGAUUGCUUCUUGGAAACUAUGCUGUCUGGGUUAUCGUUGACUCAGAGAAACAGGACCAGUACCGCCGUCGUGAACACUAUCACAGAUGUAGCUGCCGCUUUACUGGCAUUGCCUCUAUUCUGGGAAUUUGACCUGCGAAGGAGAGAUAAGUUCGCUUUGUUAUUUGCAUUUGUCCUCGGUUUAUCGGCAAUUGCGUUCUCUUGUCUGCGGUUGCAGGAUAUUGUAACAUCAUCGUCAAUUCGAAAAACACUCAGAGACUCUUUGCUAAUCAUAUGGACCGCGUUGGAAUUGAACAUCAUCAUUGCUUGCGCAUGCCUGCCGACAUUGAGAGACGCAUGCUUGCCACUCUUUUGCGACUCCUCAUCUCAGAUUCCAAUUUCCAGACGAAGUCUAGAAAAUCCAAGCAGAGCUAUGUCCGUACGAUCUCCCCUUGGACCACGUCGGAGCACGCCCACGCCUGAUUAUUUCGACAUGGAGCAUAUCCGACCGGACACGUCCUUAUCAGAUCUGCCAGCGGGACACAUCUUCGUCCACACGAGUUUAGAGCAGCAGGUGGAGCAAGCGCAAGCAGUGAGAUCAAACUCUCUUGACGUUGAGAGCAUGCGCGCAAGGUUCGACGAGCAGAAAUGGUAGACCCGUGCAAUACAUCAACUUCUAGGCGUGCUGCACAUCCGUGCUUGCAGAGGCGUUGCUUCCGGUCGAGCUUUUCCAUGCAGGAUGGAAGAAUAUCUUGAGUACGAAUUAAAUUCGGGUGAUUUUGCGGGUGUGUGUGGAGCGUGUCCAACAUUAGCCGAUCGAAGUUUUGAG
Messenger RNA from Dissoconium aciculare CBS 342.82, 1389 nucleotides. RefSeq lists its product as uncharacterized. The record is from RefSeq and is a predicted model, not a curated record. The transcript is spliced from 2 exons. Lineage: Eukaryota; Fungi; Ascomycota; Dothideomycetes; Mycosphaerellales; Dissoconiaceae. The coding region runs from base 292 to 1215 and encodes 307 amino acids.